Messenger RNA from Uloborus diversus, 2607 nucleotides. It is a transcript of the gene ncm, whose product is annotated as pre-mRNA-splicing factor CWC22 homolog. NCBI's taxonomy places the organism in Eukaryota, Metazoa, Arthropoda, Arachnida, Araneae, Uloboridae. The coding region runs from base 64 to 2607 and encodes 847 amino acids. The record is from RefSeq and is a predicted model, not a curated record. Gene Ontology annotation, molecular function: protein binding; RNA binding. The transcript has 29 exons. Gene Ontology annotation, cellular component: catalytic step 2 spliceosome. Gene Ontology annotation, biological process: mRNA splicing, via spliceosome.
AAUCAAUUUGCUACUAAUGGAGUAAACAAGCACUCAAAUCACUGAAAGCCAAGUUUUUCAAAAAUGAAAAAGUCCAGCAAACAAAAAACAGCUGAUUCCCUUGAACAAGAUAGUCCUUCUGUUCAUAAACAUAGCAAACAAAAAAGGCACAAAACAAGAUCAAGCAGUGAAGAAGACACAAGGGAAAGAGAUAUAAGAAACCGCUACAGAAAGCAAAAUGAUAGUUUGCAAGAACACACUGAUGAGAUGCAUAACAAACAUAAAAGGCACAAAAGAAGAUCAAGCUGUGAAGAAGACACAAUGGAAAGAGAUAUAAGAAACAGCUACAGAAAGCAAAAUGAUAGCUUGCAAGAACAUAAUGAUGAGAUGCAUAACAAACAAAAAAGGCACAAAAAAAGAUCAAGCUGUGAAGAAGACGCAAGGGAAAGAGAUAUAAGAAACAAUUACAAAAAGCAAAAAGAUAGUUUUCAGGAACAUAAUGAUGCAAUGCACAGCAAACAAAAAAAGCACAAAAGAAGGUCAAGCCGUGAAGAAGAGACAAGAGAAAGAGAUAGCAGAAACAAUUACAGAAAAGAAAGGGAUAGUAUUCGGGAACAAGAUGAUGGAAUGUAUAGCAAACAAAAAAACCACGAAAGAAGAUCAAGCCGUGAGGAAGAGCCAAGAGAAAGAGAUAGCAGAAACAAUUACAGAAAAGAAAGGGAUAGUAUUCAGGAACAAGAUGAUGGAAUGUAUAGCAAACAAAAAAACCACAAAAGAAGGUCAAGCUGCGAGGAAGAGCCAAGAGAAAGAGAUAGCAGAAAAAAUUACAGAAAAGAAACGGAUAGUAUUCAGGAACAAGAUGAUGCAAGGAUUGAUACUACAGAACCUUUAUCAAAAAGAAUGAAAAUUGGAAAUAUUAAUACACGAACUGGUGGAGCCUACAUUCCACCCGCAAAACUGCGAAUGAUGCAGGAAAAAAUACAGGACAAAAGCAGUGAGGAGUAUCAGAGAAUCGCUUGGGAAGCUCUAAAGAAAAGCAUAGUUGGAAUGACGAAUAAAGUGAAUAGUUCUAACAUAACAGAAAUUGUUCCAGAGCUUUUUAAAGAAAAUAUCAUUCGAGGAAGAGGCGUCUUAGCUAGAGCAAUAAUUCAGGCUCAGUCGGCUUCACCUAUUUUCACCCGUGUAUAUGCUGCUCUUGUUGCUGUCAUAAAUACAAAAUUUCCUGAAAUUGGAGAAUUAAUUUUAAAACGGCUUAUUAUUCAAUACAAAAGGGGAUACCGCCGCAAUAAUAAAACCUUGUGUAUGACAGCUGCAAAAUUUAUUGCACAUUUGCUAAACCAGGAAGUGGCUCAUGAAGUACUUAUGUUAGAAAUAUUGACUCAUCUCUUGGAAAAUCCAACAGAGGAUUCAAUUGAAAUAGCUGUUGCCACUUUAAAAGAAUGUGGGUUGAAGCUGACAAAACUUACACCAACUGGAAUGAGAGCUAUUACUGACAGAGUUCGAAGUCUUCUUCAUGAAGGAAGUGUGGAUGUUCGUGUCCGUUAUAUGAUUGAAGUAUUUUUUGCUGUUGAAAAAGAUGGUUUUAAGGACUUCCAAGUAGUUACUGAAGAAUUGGAUCUAGUUGAAGAAGAAGAUAAAUAUACUCAUCUAAUCACUUUGGAUGAUGAAAUGGAUAAUGGAGAAAUGCUAAAUAUUUUCCAAUUUGAUCCAAACUACACUGAAAAUGAAGAAAAGUAUAAAUCAGUUGUUAAAGAAAUACUAGGUGAUGAUACUGAUGAAGAUGGGUCUGCUGAUGAUGAAGAGGAAAGUGAUGAAGAAGAAGAAGCUAAAACUGAAGAAAGCCAGCAAAUCAUAGACAUGACUGAAACUAAUGUAGUCUGCUUACGGCGUAAAAUCUAUUUAACUAUACAGUCCAGCUUAGAUUUUGAAGAAUGUGCUCAUAAACUUUUGAAAUUAGAGUUACAACCUGGACAAAUAUUAGAAAUGUGUUACAUGAUACUUGAUUGUUGUGCACAACAAAGGACUUAUGAGAAGUUUUUUGGACUUCUUGCUCAGAGAUUCUGCCAGCUGAAUAAAAUAUAUGUGGAGCCCUUUACUGAAAUAUUUGAAAACUCUUAUAAGACCAUUCAUCGUCUUGAGACAAACAAGUUAAGAAACGUUGCAAAAUUUUUUGCUCAUCUCUUGUAUACUGAUGCUAUAUCUUGGGCGGUACUAGCAAUUAUAAAAUUGAAUGAAGAAGAGACAUCUUCCUCCAGUCGUAUUUUUAUUAAAAUUCUCUUUCAAGAACUUUGUGAAUAUAUGAGCUUACAGAAGUUAAAUGAAAGAGUGAAAGAUGUAACUCUUCAAGAAGCAUUUGAUGGCCUUUUCCCAAGAGAUCAUCCACACAAUACGAGAUUUGCAAUCAAUUUUUUCACAUCAAUUGGCUUGGGAGGACUUACAGAUGAAUUGAGAGAGCAUUUAAAGAAUCUGCCAAAACCUCCUAUACCAAUUGUUCCAGUGGCUGCCUCUCCUGAAAAUACAUCCUCAAGUUCAACUUCAAGUUCAUCCUCAUCAUCCUCGUCAUCCUCCUCCUCUUCUGAUUCCGAUUCAGAUGAAAGGAGUAAGUACAAGAGUUUUAAAAUGAAUUGA